Messenger RNA from Lycium ferocissimum, 2805 nucleotides. RefSeq names its product alpha-glucosidase-like. Bases 6 to 2702 code for a protein of 898 amino acids. Gene Ontology annotation, biological process: carbohydrate metabolic process. The record is from RefSeq and is a predicted model, not a curated record. The transcript has 5 exons. Gene Ontology annotation, molecular function: hydrolase activity, hydrolyzing O-glycosyl compounds; carbohydrate binding. Lineage: Eukaryota; Viridiplantae; Streptophyta; Magnoliopsida; Solanales; Solanaceae.
UCCUAAUGUACUCUUCCUCCAUAGACAAAAUGAAACCAACACAAUUUUCAUCUUUACUCACUAACACCUUCUUUUUUAUCUUCUUAUCAAUUCUUUCACCCCAUUCUGAUGCCAUAUCCAUUAAAGAUCAAGAACCUCAGCAACAAGUAAUUGGCUAUGGUUAUUCAGUCACAUCUGUGGCCAUAGAUUCCACUGGAAAUUCACUGUUUGCUAAUCUUCAACUCAUCAACAACUCUUCAGUUUUUGGGCCUGAUAUUCAGAAUCUUAUCCUUAUUGCCAGUUUGGAAACUAACAACCGUCUCAGAAUACGAAUAACUGACACUAACCACCAACGAUGGGAAGUACCUGAAGAUAUUCUCCACCGUCCACCACCGCCAUCUCCGCCGUCAACCACCACCCACUCCCACCACAACACCACUCUCUCAAACACCAACUCAGACCUACAUUUCACUCUCCACAACACCACACCAUUCACCUUCACCGUCCAACGCCGCUCCACCAACGACACCCUUUUUAAUAACACAUUACUCAUAUUCAAAGACCAAUAUAUACAUAUUUCCUCCUCUUUACCAGCCACUAGAGCUAACCUUUAUGGACUUGGAGAACAUACUAAAGCCACGUUUAAGCUUAUACAUAACCAGACUUUGACUUUAUGGAAUAAUGAUAUUGGGAGUGACAAUGUGGAUGUUAAUCUUUAUGGUUCUCAUCCUUUUUACAUGGAUGUUCGGGAGGGUGGAGUUAGUCAUGGGGUUUUGUUUAUGAGUAGUAAUGGUAUGGAUGUUGUGUAUACGGGAGAUAGGAUUAGUUAUAAAGUGAUUGGUGGGUUGAUUGAUUUGUAUUUCUUUGCUGGACCUUUGCCGGAUAUGGUGGUGGAUCAGUAUACUGAGCUUAUUGGUCGUCCUGCUCCUAUGCCUUAUUGGUCUUUCGGAUUUCACCAAUGCCGGUGGGGUUACAAGAACAUAGAUGAUAUUGAACUGGUAGUAGACAGUUAUGCAAAGGCUGGGAUACCUCUGGAGGUUAUGUGGAGUGAUAUUGAUUACAUGGAUGGUUUUAAGGACUUCACACUUGAUCCAGUUAACUUUCCAUUGGAACGGGUGAAAUCUUUUCUCAGGAAGCUUCAUCAGAAUGAUCAAAAAUACGUACUAAUAGUAGAUCCAGGAAUUAGUAUCAACAAUACAUACGACACAUAUAGGAGAGGCAUGGAAGCAGAUGUCUUCAUAAAACGUGAUAAUAUGCCCUAUCAAGGGGUUGUUUGGCCAGGGAAUGUUUACUAUCCUGAUUUUCUAAAUCCAGCUACUGGAAUAUUUUGGAGAUAUGAAAUUGAGAAGUUCCAGGAUCUCGUGCCUUUUGAUGGCCUCUGGCUUGACAUGAAUGAACUAUCAAACUUCAUAACUUCCCCUCCUACACCAUCAACUACCUUUGAUGACCCUCCCUACAAGAUUAACAACUCUGGCGAUCACUUGCCCAUCAAUUAUAGAACAGUUCCAGCCACUUCUACACAUUUUGGUAAUACAAUGGAGUAUAAUGUCCAUAACCUUUAUGGAUUACUAGAAUCCAGAGCCACUUAUAAUGCUUUGGUAAAUGUCACUGGUAAGAGGCCUUUCAUUCUUUCAAGGUCAACUUUUCUUGGCGCUGGCAGAUAUACAUCACAUUGGACUGGUGAUAAUGCUGCUACCUGGAAUGAUUUGGCAUACUCCAUUCCUACUAUCUUGAACUUUGGACUGUUUGGAAUUCCAAUGAUAGGAGCAGAUAUAUGUGGUUUUUCAAGGAACACUACUGAAGAGCUUUGUCGCCGCUGGAUUCAGCUUGGAGCAUUCUAUCCAUUUGCAAGAGACCACUCUGCUAAGGACACCACCAGCCAAGAGCUCUAUAUUUGGGAGUCAGUUGCUGCAGCAGCCAAGAAAGUCCUUGGGCUACGAUAUCAGUUACUUCCGUACUUCUACAUGCUGAUGUACGAGGCCCAUACGAAAGGGACUCCCAUUGCACGACCCCUUUUCUUCUCUUUCCCUCAAGACACCAACACAUAUGAUAUCAGCACACAGUUCCUUCUUGGUAAAGGUGUCAUGAUCUCACCUGUACUUAAGCAAGGAGCAACCUCAGUUGAUGCAUAUUUUCCUGCUGGAAACUGGUUUGACCUCUUCAAUUACUCUCGUUUUGUGAGUUUGAAUCAAGGAAACUAUAUGACACUUGAUGCACCAGCAGAUUAUAUAAAUGUACACGUUCGCGAAGGGAACAUAUUGGCCAUGCAAGGGGAAGCAAUGACAACACAAGCUGCUCGGAGGACUGCAUUCAAGCUCCUUGUCGUGCUGAGCAGCAGCGGAAACAGCACUGGAGAACUAUUUGUGGACGACGAAGAUGAGGUGCAGAUGGGAAGAGAAGGAGGGAGGUGGACGUUAGUCAGGUUUAGCGGCAACAUCAUUGGCAAUAAAAUUGUGGUUAAAUCAGAGGUUGUGAAUGGACAAUACGCGCUGGAUCAAGGAUUGGUCCUUGAAAAGGUGACAUUAUUGGGAUUGAAAAAUGUGAGAGGAUUGAAGGGCUAUGAGCUUGUUUGUUGCAUGGAGUCGGACCAGCAAGGGAACACAACAAUUAAGGAAAAUAUUGAACAGAGUGGACAGUUUGUUACUGUGGAAAUCUCAGGGAUGUCAAUAUUGGUCGGAAAGGAGUUCAAAUUAGAGAUACUUUACCCUAUAAAUGUGAUUUAACUUAUGAUAAUAUGUUCAUUACUACUUUUACCAAGUUACGAAUUAUUGUUAUUAUAAUAAGUUAUCAGUAAUAACCUUAUAAAUAUAAAUAAUUUUUACACCA